AUGCCAAUGAUGAUGAAAGUUGAGAUCUUGUGCAGAGAGCUCAUUAAGCCACACACAGCUACUCCACCAAGCUUUCGCAACUACAAUAUUUCAUUAAUCGAUGAAGUCUCUCCCAAUAUGAAUGUUCCCACCAUUUUCUACUUCUCAGCUCCUGAUCAUCCGGAUACAAAUAUUAUUACGAAUAUUAAGAGUACCGAUCCAGAUACAAAUAUUAAGAGUACUGGUCCGGAUACAAAUAUUAUUACGAAUAUUAAGAGUACUGGUCCGGAUACAAAUAUUAAGAGUAUUCCGUCAGUGUACGAACACUUGAAGAAUUCGCUCUCGAAGGUGCUGUCGAAUUUUCAUCCUUUUGCUGGAAGGUACAAUGUGGAGACUCACUCCGUUGAUUGUAGCGAUCAAGGCGCUGAGUUCGUGGAAGCCAAGGUUGAUAUUCGGCUCGACGAUCUUCUCAACCACCGAAAGGACUUGAAAAUCGAGUUGCUGAAUGAUUUUCUUCCGUGCCCUUUAGGUGCAGUUGACGAGUACACGGAUCCUUUACUUGCAGUUCAAGUCAAUGCCUUCAGUUGCGGUGGAUUUGCUGUCGCAGUCUGUAUUUCACACAGGAUUGCUGACAUUACGACGAUAACGUCGUUCGUCAAGGCCUGGGCUGUUGCUGCGAAACAAGAGCUCGGGGAUGUUGACAAAAGCUAUGUGCCGAUGGCCUGGAGCUUCGACUCGGCUUCGCUGUUGCCGGGGCAGAACUUGCCUUGUCUACCCUCAGGACUAACAAGGGAGAAAGAAAACAUCGAAAUUCAUAAGAUGGUCACGAAGAUUUUUUAUUUUAGUGAUUGUAAGAUUUCGAGCAUUCGAGAAAAGGCCAAAGGAGAGGGCUCUAGCAAGAAUUCACCUACAAGAGUGCAGUCUGUGUUCGGAGUAAUAGCGAAGGCCAUUAUUGAUAUCCAUGUAGCCAACCCGGAGAAUCCCAAGGGGUAUGUUGUUGUCGAAGCAGUGAAUAUGAGAGGGAGAACAGUCCCCCCUCUUCCGAAAAAUCAAUUCGGAAAUAUGUACCUAGCCGCCUGUGUUCAAUCCGUUGCAGGUCCCGAAGGCGUGGAGCUUCCGUGUAUUGUUGAUCAGCUUUCCAGCUCUGUCAAGAGAGCCGUCGAUGCCUGUGGCGUGGUACUAUCACUAGACAAGGAGGGACAGACGAUGCUAAGUCAGGAAUUGGGCGAGAUGCUUAAAAGUCUUUUUAGUCCUGAUGUUUAUUUUGCCGGGACGUUUAGCAGCUGGUGUAACUUUUCGCUCUAUGAAGCGGAUUUUGGAUAUGGAAAGCCUGUGUGGGUGAGUAUUGCCAACAUCCCCAUGAAAAAUUCAGUAGUCUUGGUUGAUGAGAAAUCCGGGGGAGGGAUCGACGCGUGGGUGACUUUGGAUGAGAGUGACAUGCAGAAGUUCAUAAAGCAUUGCGACAUCAGAGAUGUGGUGGACUGUAAUUAG
Messenger RNA from Daucus carota subsp. sativus, 1470 nucleotides. RefSeq names its product pelargonidin 3-O-(6-caffeoylglucoside) 5-O-(6-O-malonylglucoside) 4'''-malonyltransferase. The coding region runs from base 1 to 1470 and encodes 489 amino acids. The transcript has a single exon. NCBI's taxonomy places the organism in Eukaryota, Viridiplantae, Streptophyta, Magnoliopsida, Apiales, Apiaceae. The record is from RefSeq and is a predicted model, not a curated record.